CACACAACCUGCACUGGUGCGCUUCACUGACCAGUGACCAACUAAACCUAGCUGCAUCUUUUAGAACUUCUUCACCAUAAACAAUACAUCGGAACAAAAACGGAACGACACCAGAGAGGCUCCACACAGACAGUGCGAUGAACCACAACAAGACUGUUAACCAUAAUGUCAGUCCGCCAGCUCCAAACAGCGGCUCCGGGAGCAGCGUGGACGAGCUGGUUAUCACCUCCACUUUUGGGACCUUGUUGUCGGUCGUCUACAUAGUCGGCGUGUCGGGGAAUGUGUACACUCUAGUAGUGAUGUGUCAUUCUAUCCGCUUCGCCACCUCCAUGUACAUCUCCAUCAUUAACCUAGCGCUAGCGGACCUCUUGUACCUCUCCACAAUCCCGUUCGUGGUGUGCACCUACUUCCUCAAGGACUGGUACUUCGGAGAUGUGGGUUGCCGCAUCCUCCUCAGCCUGGACCUGCUCACCAUGCACGCCAGCAUAUUUACCCUCACUGUGAUGUGCACGGAGCGCUACCUGGCCGUCACCAAGCCCCUUGACACGGUACGGCGCUCCAAGAGCUACCGAAAAGCCCUGGCCUGGGGGGUAUGGCUGCUUUCUCUGGUCCUCACCUUACCCAUGAUGGUCAUGGUCACAGAGACCACUAAGAGCGCGCCCAACGGGGGGGUGAAGAGGAUGUGCGCGCCCACCUGGGCGCCCCGGGCGUAUAAGAUCUACCUGACCGUUUUGUUUGGCACGAGCAUCAUGGCACCUGGGUUGAUAAUCGGUUAUUUGUAUACGAAGUUAGCCCGGACUUAUUUAGAGUCCCAGAAGAACUCGGUCAUCAACAAAAGGAACAAGCGCUCCCCGAAGCAGAAAGUCUUGGUAAUGAUUUUCACUAUAGUUCUGGUGUUCUGGGCGUGUUUCCUUCCGUUCUGGAUAUGGCAACUGUUCCCGUUGUACCAGCACAAACCGUUAGGCCUGGCAUCUCACACACACACCUGUAUUAACUACCUGGUGGCCUGUCUCACCUACAGCAACAGCUGCAUUAACCCCUUCCUCUACACCCUCCUCACCAAGAACUACAGGGAAUACCUGAAGAACAGACACAAGAGCUUCUACCGCUACACCUCGUCUUUUAAGCAGCGCGCUCCCAGCUUGUAUUCCUGCGGGAAGUCGGCCUCCUCCUCGAAUCAGUUUGAGUUGAACUCGGAGACGCUGGUGAUGGGGACUCUGCAGGGACAGUGAGCCCGUGCAAAGAGAGAG
Molecule: messenger RNA, 1250 nt
Organism: Oncorhynchus masou masou (cherry salmon)
Lineage: Eukaryota; Metazoa; Chordata; Actinopteri; Salmoniformes; Salmonidae
Product: urotensin-2 receptor
Exons: 1
Coding region: 138-1232 (364 amino acids)
Biological process (GO): neuropeptide signaling pathway; regulation of blood pressure; blood vessel diameter maintenance
Cellular component (GO): plasma membrane
Molecular function (GO): urotensin II receptor activity
Source: RefSeq, a predicted model, not a curated record